This is a messenger RNA of Symsagittifera roscoffensis, 3182 nucleotides long. Its product is annotated as probable Na(+)/H(+) antiporter nhx-9. The coding region runs from base 151 to 3120 and encodes 989 amino acids. Gene Ontology annotation, cellular component: plasma membrane. The record is from RefSeq and is a predicted model, not a curated record. Gene Ontology annotation, molecular function: potassium:proton antiporter activity; sodium:proton antiporter activity. NCBI's taxonomy places the organism in Eukaryota, Metazoa, Xenacoelomorpha, Acoela, Convolutidae. Gene Ontology annotation, biological process: potassium ion transmembrane transport; regulation of intracellular pH; sodium ion import across plasma membrane. The transcript has 5 exons.
AUUUUUCAGUUCAAAAAAUGAUUAUUCUUGGAGCCCCUGUCCCUAUACUGAUUGUUGCCUGCACCAUUAUUUUGGAAGCUUCCAUCAAUUUUAUUACUUUAGCGAGGUUGAAAUUAAUACGCUUUCAAUUUCGAAAAGGUAGCAAAUUUGAUGCAGUCUCAUAAUUUGAAAGAUGACAGUGGGUAUCACAAUCACAGCACAGUUAGAUAUAUUAAUCUACAUUUUGAUGAUGUCAAAGUUCCAUUUCUGGUCACGCUGUUUCUUCUGGUUGCUGGAGGGAUGAAAACUAUCUUCCAUCUGUCGAGAAAAUUAAUCAAAGUAGUGCCAGAAAGCUGUUUCCUAGUAAUAUUAGGAGUGGUUGCGAGUCUUAUUCUCUACUACGCCGUGGGAGCCCAACAGAAGGACUACAACUUGGAUUCAAACGCCUUCUUCUACAUACUCCUGCCGCCCAUAGUGUUCGAUGCUGGCUACUUCAUGCCCAACAGGGCCUUCUUCCAGAACCUGGGCACCAUCCUACUCUAUGCUGUUAUUGGCACUCUGUGGAACACAUUCAUCAUUGGUCUUAUCAUGUGGGGAUGUGACGCGGCGGGGCUCUUCGACGUCAGCUGUGGCAUGUUGCCUAUCUUCACGUUCGCUGCUCUCAUCUCAGCCGUAGACCCAGUUGCUGUUCUAGCAGUGUUCGAAGAAAUCCACGUCAACGAAACACUGCAUAUUCUCGUUUUCGGCGAAUCCUUGCUGAAUGAUGCAGUUACAGUUGUCAUUUACCACAUGAUGGAGACGUUCACAGAAAUAGGCACUGAGAAUUUAAAAACUGUUGACGUGUUUGCAGGAAUCGCGAGUUUUUUCUUCAUUUCUCUGGGUGGUACUACAAUAGGAGUUUUGUUUGGGUUAUUUACGGCAUUUGUAACUAAAUAUACAGAUCAUGUGCGGGUUAUAGAGCCGGUGUUUAUAUUCGCAUUCAGUUAUUUGUCUUACUUAUGCGCAGAAAUUUUCCAUUUUUCUGGUAUUUUGUCGAUUGUGUUUUGUGGAAUAACAAUGGCACAAUACGUGGAAGAGAAUCUGUCUCAUAAAAGUAGUGUGACUAUCAAAUAUUUGAUCAAAAUGAUGGCAGUUGUUUCGGAGGCUAUCAUUUUUGUCUUUCUUGGACUCUCGACGACUGAAGCCUUGUUGCAUCUUGAUCUAAUGUUUGUAAUUGUAUCGCUAAUUCUCUGCUUGGCUAUCAGAUUUGCAGGUGUAUAUUGCCUCACUGCUCUUGCAAAUAGAUUCCGAGUUGAUAAAUUGAAUAACAGUCAGCAGUUUAUUAUGGCGUAUGGUGGUAUUAGAGGCGGAGUUGCCUUUUGUCUGGCUGUAUUACUGGAUGAUGAAGUGUUCGGAGAAAGAGUGAAAGGCAUUUUUGUGUCGGCUACAAUUAUAGUAGUGUUCUUUACGGUGUUUAUUCAAGGCAUGACAAUAAAGCCUUUAGUUCAGGCGUUUCGAAUCAAGACGCAGAACUUGGAAAAUCUGAAUGUGUUUGAAACUAUGUCCGAGCGGGUUGUCGAUCACGUGAUGUCGGCAAUCGAAGAUAUCACAGGUCGACAUGGAGAGAACUGGCUUCGUGUGCAUUACGAACUAGUGAAUAACAAGUACCUGAGACCAAAUCUACUAAAACAGAAACCGGUGACGACAGAGUUGAACAUGAUGAGAGCUUUCUCGAGACUGAAUAUUCGCGAGACAGUGCAAUAUGUACAGAGUCACCAGAACAUGUUCCAUACUCCAACUGCUAGUCAGAACACACUCUCUCAUUACCUCGCGAAGGAGUUCGAAAAGUACGAUGGUCAUACGGAAUAUGCUGGCAGCAAUUUGUACACUUACGGGGAAACGCAACUAGACGUCAAGCCUGUCACAACUUUCUUUCGACCCACUCCAAAGAUGCUAGAGGAUGCCCAGAUUCACCGGGCUACGAUGGAAACCGCAUUCCGAAGGCGAUCUAAAGACGCACAUGCUAAAUACACAAAACCUAAACACGCUAUUCCAAUUCGAAACAAUGACUCUUUGCACCACAUGGAAAGCUUCAGUGCUAUGAGGCAUCACAUGAUUAACCCAAGCUUCCACAAAAAAAGCAUCGGAGGCAUUGGUUUUGAGCGCUGGGAGUCGCCAAACAGAUUUUACCAGUAUAGACCGAGCGCAAGUGUGGUAGUGUCGAACUCUAGGUCAACAACGGAAAAUAAUGAUGGGAAGACCGACUAUGUCCAAGGAUCAAAUGUGCUCGAUGAAGUCACUUACGCGAAGAUUGCCGACGAAGAAAGUUCGUCAGGAGGUAUAAUUUUCACAGUUCCUAAACGGCGACCCACGAAAGAGGUUCAGAUAGAAGUGGAACCCGAGGUGUAUUCGAGCUCGGAAAGCAAAAAAGGAGAGUUAGGAGUGAACAAUGACUCAGAUUCGUUUCCGUUCGUCCAGUCUCCUGUCGCAAUAGAGUCGUAUCUGCCUUGGAAGGAACUAGCACUGUUGGAUCCCAACACCGAAAAGCUUGAAGAAGCGGCGCCAUCACAAAAUGUGUAUAUUCCUCCGGGCAGAGAUUCGUCGCUGAAGGAAUGGGACAGAGAGCUCCCAAAGAGAGUCAGACUCUCCUCACGUUCGAGACUCAAAAAGAAGCAGUCUGGCGCGAGUGGUCGUGAUCGUCUGAGAUUUUCGGAAAAAUCUGAUGUGACUGGUAUUGUACAGUCUGCUGACAGAAGCGACAAGAAAUCUUUCGCUUCCGGAAGCAAAAGUUCAGUUGCUUCUGGAUCGUCAAAACCGGGCGUAGUGUCGCUGCCGAGAAAUAAAAGUGAAAUGGUCGGUUCGGGUGCAUCUUUUAAAACGUCAAUUUCGCCCACGGAGAGUAGAAGCGCAUUAGCGGUUGGUUCAUCAGUGCUUUCAUCGCCGUCUGAAGGUAAUAGAGUCUCUAGCCCAGCUGUGAAAUCGCCGAAUUCCGGAGAAGCAUCGAAGAGUUCCUCAAGAUCGAAAUUGGCAGUCGAUUCGCAAGUGGAGGGUAGUAAAAGUGUGACAGAUUCGGUUGUCGAUGUGGGAUCGUAUGGGGGAGCUGGUUCCUCGACUUCGGAGUCUGAUGAAUCAGAGCUGGAAACUGAAUCGGAAAGCGAUUAAUAAACUUUCGGCGAAAAAAGUGUUGAAUUAAUGGUUGUACUUUUUCUCACCUUUUGUGUUAA